Molecule: messenger RNA, 573 nt
Organism: Ipomoea nil (Japanese morning glory)
Lineage: Eukaryota; Viridiplantae; Streptophyta; Magnoliopsida; Solanales; Convolvulaceae
Exons: 2
Coding region: 1-573 (190 amino acids)
Source: RefSeq, a predicted model, not a curated record
AUGGGGGAUUAUAAUGACAUUCUCCAUCAGUCAGAGAAGAUGAGGCGGAAUCUACACCCGAAUUGGUUAAUAGCUGGGUUCAAUGAUGCAGUAGCAGAUAGUGGCCUUAUGGAUUUUCCGUUUCAGGGCAAUCAAUAUACCUGGGUGCGGUCUCGAGGGACCCCGGCCAUGAUCGAGGAAAAGCUGGAUAGGGUGUUGACAACGGACUCAUUGGUGGAUCUUUUCAAUGGUGCAACAACGUGUUCUUUAACCUGUCCUUACAGUGAUCAUUCACCAUUGCUGCUUACGCCAGUGAGGGUUCCGAAUGGGGUAAGGCGGCGCCACUUCUGUUUUGAUAACCUAUGGCUAAGAGAAGACCGGUGCAGGGAGAUUAUUGAUAACAGCUGGGGCCGUACCAUGGGCUUGGAUGUUCUGGAUCGUAUAGCUAUUUGUGGUCAGGAUAUUUGGAGAUGGGGGGAACUUAUAAUAAAGAGUUCCAUCUUAGUAUCGAGGAAGCGCCGGAACCGAAUUAAGCUCUUGCGGAAGGACAAUGGGGCUGCUGUGGAUACUGGGAAUGGUAUGCGGGGGAGGUGA